This is a messenger RNA of Lodderomyces orthopsilosis Co 90-125, 1749 nucleotides long. It is a transcript of the gene HST7, whose product is annotated as mitogen-activated protein kinase kinase. NCBI's taxonomy places the organism in Eukaryota, Fungi, Ascomycota, Pichiomycetes, Serinales, Debaryomycetaceae. Gene Ontology annotation, molecular function: protein kinase activity; ATP binding. The transcript has a single exon. The record is from RefSeq and is a predicted model, not a curated record. Gene Ontology annotation, biological process: protein phosphorylation. Bases 1 to 1749 code for a protein of 582 amino acids.
AUGAAUCUCGAGAGUGGCUCAGAGGAUUCCGCGCGGUCAAAAGAUAAGAGAUUACCACCACUGCCUUUGAGCGCCUACAACAAAAACCAAACUAACCUUCACACAACCACAACAUCUAAACCAGUAACUCCUACUGACAAUAUUACGCACCAUGCAUACACUGAUGAUGCAGAAAUUUUAGAAAAAAAGACGUUAAAUAGAAAGAAUUUCAAACACUUGUCCCUAUCUUCGCCAAUAUCCCAGACUGAAGUCAAGCAUGAUGAGCUGCAUUUGAUACGGGAGCCUACAUCAAUGAAAAGAAGACAACGACCAGCACCUAUCCUCAAUCUACCGAGCACAUACACGUCAUCGCAACCAGAACUCACACAUAAACGUCCUGUGAUGGCGCAACAAGCAACUGCACCGGCAAUAUUGGCAGAUUCAAAGCAAUCUCCGCUGAAUGCUGUUGUAACCCAAACGCUUAGUAGACCCAAUAGUGCAGGACUAGCCAAUUAUGAUUUCAAUGGCAGCAAUAGGAACGUUGACCCUGAAACUCAAGCCUCAACAGAAAUGCUCCUCAAUCAAAUGUCCCAGCUUGAACUAAAUCGACCGGAUUCCCAACGCAGUAAAUCAACCAAUGACACUUCUGGGCGUAAACGUCAAACUGUUAUAUCCUCCAUCUCCCCUACAAAGAUGUCUGGUCAACAAGCAGAAUCAAAAGUCCAGUUAGUGGACACCUUGAAUGAGACACAGUCACCCAUUGCAACUACAAGUAAACUCAAACUACGCAACAAAGACUUGUUAACUUUAAAACAGUUAGGUCUGGGGAAUUCAGGCUCCGUUUCCAAAGUGUUGCAUAUCCCAUCGCAGAAAACAAUGGCGAAGAAGGUAAUUCAUGUUGAUCUGAAAAGUGUAAUUCAAACACAAAUCAUUCGAGAGCUACGAAUACUACAUGAAUGUCAAUCUCCGUAUAUAAUUGAGUUUUAUGGUGCAUUCUUGAACAGUAAUAAUACCAUAGUUAUAUGUAUGGAGUAUUGCAAUUGUGGUUCAUUAGACAAAAUCUUGUCGUUAUGUGAAAAUCGACAAUUUCCCCUUUACGUUUUGAAGAAGCUAUCAUUUGCCAUAUUAUCUGGAUUAUCCUAUCUUUACAACAAGCACAAGAUAAUUCAUCGUGAUAUCAAGCCCAACAAUGUUUUGAUGACCCAUCGAGGUGAAUUCAAAUUGUGUGAUUUUGGAGUUUCCAGAGAACUUACAAACUCACUAGCAAUGGCAGAUACAUUUGUCGGGACUUCAAUGUACAUGUCUCCCGAAAGAAUACAGGGAUUAAAUUACGGCGUCAAGUCCGAUGUAUGGUCCAUGGGGUUAAUGUUGAUUGAAUUAGCCAGUGGUCUUCCAGUUUGGGCCGAUGACUAUGAUGAUGAAAAUGGAAGUAGUGCUUACAAUAGUUUGAAAAGUGAUAUUAGCAACAAUUCAUUUAGAGGUCCAGAAGGAAUAUUGGACUUAUUACAACGAAUAGUGAAUGAGAAACCACCCAGUUUGAAAAACAAAAUUAACCCAGUGACCAGAUCACGAUACGAUCCAUUGCUCUGUGAGUUUAUCGAUUCUUGUUUGAUUAAAAGUGAUUCAGAGAGGAAAACACCCUGGCAGUUGUUAGAAGAUAAACAAGGCUUUUUACAAGGUGUGGAGGAAGGUAUUUAUGAUCAAAAUCAUAAAUCUUGGGCUAAACAAAUUCGAAAACUAAACAAGGAGGCUAAUGAAGCUGACAAAUAA